GUCCACACUUUGUCCUUUUCAUGUCUAACAUUGAAUAAAUCAACCCCUCAACUCUUCAAAACCGCAAGCAGUCACCCAAGAAGAACAAGUUGAGAGAUUCAUCACAAAAAAUGGAGAAGAAAACCAUGGCUAGGAGGGCACAUUGUUUGGUGCUGGCAUAUCCAGCUCAAGGUCACAUCAAUCCCAUGCUUCAAUUCUCAAAACUACUGGAACGGCAAGGGGUGAGAAUAACUCUUGUCACAACUCGUUUCUACUACAAUAUCUUGCAAACUGUGCCUCCUUCUAUUGCCCUUGAAACCAUCUCUGAUGGGUUUGACAAUGGUGGACUAAAAGAGGCUGGUAGCUUCCAAACCUAUUUGGAACGCUUUUGGCAAGUUGGGCCACUCACCUUUUCUGAGCUUCUUGAGAAACUUGGUAGAUCAAGCGAUGACCAUGUUGAUUGUGUUGUCUAUGAUUCAUUCUUAUCUUGGGCACCAGAUGUUGCUAAGAGAUUUGGGAUUGUUGUAGCAACUUAUCUCACUCAAAACAUGAUUGUGAAUAGUAUAUACUAUCAUGUUCUCUUGGGGAAGUUGCAGGUUCCACUCACAGAACAUGAGAUUUCCCUUCCAGCCAUGCCUAAACUUUAUCAUGAGGACAUGCCUAGUUUCUUCUUCGGUGAGUAUGUUACUUAUCUUGAUUUUGUAGUUUCUCAGUUCUCCAGUAUUCACAAAGCUGAUUGGAUCCUCUGCAACACCUUCUAUGAGCUGGAAAAAGAGAUAUCAGAUUGGAUGGUGAAGGUUUGGCCACAAUUUAAGACUAUAGGACCAAACAUUCCAUCUUUCUUUCUAGAUAAACAAUGGGAAGAUGACAAAGAUUAUGGGGUCACAGAAUUCAAGAGUGAAGAAUGCAUGGAAUGGUUAGAUGAUAAGCCAAAAGGGUGUGUUGUUUAUGUAUCAUUUGGGAGUAUUGUUUCGUUUGGUGAAGAGCAAAUGGAAGAAAUAGCUUGUUGUUUGAGAGAGUGUUCAAGUUAUUUCUUGUGGGUGGUGAGAGCCUCUGAAGAAACCAAACUUCCUAAAGAUUUUGAGAAAAAAACAGAAAAGGGUUUGGUAGUAACAUGGUGUUCCCAAUUGAAAGUUCUUGCUCAUGAGGCUGUUGGGUGUUUUGUGACACACUGUGGUUGGAAUUCCACUUUAGAAACUUUGUGCUUGGGAGUUCCAACAGUUGCAGUACCAUAUUUGGCAGAUCAGAGCACAAAUGCAAAGCUUGUUUCAGACGUUUGGAAAAUUGGAACCAGAGCUCUGGUUGAUGAGAAAAAGGUUGUGCGACGAGAAACUCUGAAGCACUGUAUAGAUGAAAUAAUGAAUGGAUGUAAAGAAAUGAAGAACAAUGCCAUUCAAUGGAGGAGUUUUGCAGUAACCGCUGCUAGUGAAGGUGGUAGUUCUUAUGAAAAUGUCAAAGAAUUUGUGAAUAAUUUAUGGCAUUCUAAAAUGGAGAUUACUUCGUGAUCAGAGAAGAAGUUGCUGUGUUGUAUUUCCCUGUAACAGGUUGAUCAAUAAUUCAGUACAUUCAUAAGCUUCAUGAUCAAAUGUACUUCAUGAUAUGACAAAUAAUUCCUGUUAUAUUUUCAUGCGAACAUUUUAUUAUAACUAAUAGUAUAUCCAUUUUAUCAGUUA
This is a messenger RNA of Vigna unguiculata (cowpea), 1652 nucleotides long. Its product is annotated as mogroside I-E synthase-like. The record is from RefSeq and is a predicted model, not a curated record. Lineage: Eukaryota; Viridiplantae; Streptophyta; Magnoliopsida; Fabales; Fabaceae. Gene Ontology annotation, molecular function: quercetin 7-O-glucosyltransferase activity; quercetin 3-O-glucosyltransferase activity.